AUGCAAGACAGAAGCUGUGGCCAGGCAUUGCCUCUUUCUUUAAUGCUGAAGGAGGCUUACUGCGCAGAGAGAGGCAUGAAUAAGGGGUAUCCUGAAAAUAUGUCAGAAGCUUCAUCCUACCAUAACUCUUUCUACAAUUCCCUAUCAGACAUACAGAAUGGGGAAUUCUCAAAUGAACUUUCUGCCUUUCUUACCCAGGAGGAGAUAUGUAAGAGCCUUGACAUAGCUCGGGAUGCCAUUGCCAGUUCCAUGAAGGAGGAUCAGAAUGUAGCACCAGACUUUACUCAUUUCAACACCUCUCUUUCUAGCACUUCAGAAAAUCCUUCUUUCAGGGAUACUAAACUGGAUGAGCAAGAUGCUUUACAGAGGCCUCAAGCAAGCAGUCUGACUUCAUCUGCUGCAAGUCAUGUUCUCCAAGGGAAUCAGAAAGAGCAAUCCACUACACCUCAAACAGCAAGUAGUUUUGUCACAGUUUCCAGGAGGCAAGCAAGCACCUCACCUUUGCUAGCUGCUAGUCCCAGCUUCAUCAGAAGCCUAAAACAUUUGGAGAAGGAUGGUCCAGCUGUGCCUAAGACAAGCCCAAAGUCCGAAUCGGCAUCCCAGGGAGAAGUUCCUUUCAGGAACAAGCUGUGUGACAAAGCUGCCACAUUCAUAGAGGAAUUGUCAUCUAUAUUUAGACAGGCAGCAAAGACAAGAGGCCGAAGUCCUGAUGGGGACUCUUCUUCUCCAGACAGUGGAUACCUGUCUCCUAAAAAGAAACAACCAACUUCAAGUACCUCAGUGAACCGGGAGUUUAACAAGCCAUGUCAAGAGACUAAGCCUGAGGCAAAAUUACCUGCGGUUCAUCUGAAUGGAGAACACUUUUCUAAAAGGGAGAGCGUCACUCAGAGUGAAAUGGACCUUUGCCACCCCUUUAUCAACAUGGAAGAGAAUCAGCCUUCACCACCUCAGUUCACUCAGAAGCUCCGGAGUCAGGAAGUUGCUGAAGGGAACAAAGUAUUGCUGGAAUGCAGAGUUGCUGGCAACCCAGUCCCUGAUGUCAGAUGGUUCUGUGAAGGGAAAGAACUCCAGAAUACCCCUGACAUUCAGAUCUGCUCUGGAAGUGGAGGACUUCAUUCACUAAUUAUAGCAGAAGCCUUUGAAGACGAUACUGGACGCUAUACUUGUCUGGCUUCAAAUUCCGUUGGUUCAGAUAGUACAUCAGCUGAAAUAUUCAUUGAAGGUGCCAGUUCCACAGAUUCAGAGAGUGAAAGUUUAAUUUUCAAAUCAAAAUCUGGAGCUAUGCCACAGGCCCAAAAGAAAACCACCUCUGUUUCCUUGACAAUAGGAUCUUCUACACCGAAGUCAGGAGUCACCACAGCUGUAAUUCAACCUAUCUCUGUGCCCAGUCAGCAGGUUCAAAGUCCUACUUCAUAUUUGCAACGUCUGGAUGGACCUAAGCCUAUCUCUUCUGCACCCAUUUUUACAAAGGAGCUACAAAACUCCACAGCAUCUGAGGGACAAGUCGUGGUAUUGGAAUGCAGGGUCAGAGGACCCCCUCCCAUUCAUGUUAAGUGGUUUCGACAGGGCGUUGAAAUUCAAGAUUCUCCAGACUUCAGAGUUCUCCAAAAGAAGCCACGAUCUGCAACUGAACCUGAAGAGAUAUGUACCCUUGUAAUUGCAGAAACUUUUCCUGAAGAUUCAGGACUUUUCACAUGCACAGCAACAAAUGAACAUGGUUCAGUAACAAGCAGUGCACAGCUAACUGUCUGCUCAGCCAACUCAGAAAGCUCUAAUCAUGAAUCCCUGACAAGAGAAUCCAACAGUGAUGAUUUCCAUCAUUUCCCACCACUUCCUCCAGUCGAAAUGAGCUCUCUUGAGGUUCCUCCUAAGAAACAUACAGAGACCCACCAAGCAAAUAACACUGAGAUGAGAUCUGGUUUUACAGCCCUUCAGCUACAACUCAAUUCAUCUGAGGAAAAAACAAAUGGCAUCCAUCCCAUUCAUGGAGUAAAUGGAAUGAUUAACAGCAAGCCAAACAGUAGUAAAUCCAUCCCACCUCCAGCUGACUUGCUUUCACCCACAAAGGAGCCACCACCUGUGCUUGCCAAACCAAAGCUGGACCCUAUAAAAAUACAGCAGCUGCAGAACCAAAUUCGUCUGGAGCAAGAAAGCGGCCAGUGGUAUCGUCACCAACAGCAACCUGAUCAUCAGCAGCACCAUCCCCCUUCUCCUUCCUUUCCUCCUCCCCCCUCCUUCCAGGAGCUUGAGUCCAGCCAGUCUGUCACCUCUCCUGUGCCAAUGAGUAUUCUUAAUUCUCAUACUUCCCCAACCAUGCAGUCUUCCAGCUCCUUCAACUAUGCUCGGCCUAAGCAGUUCAUCGCUGCUCAGAACAUCAGCCCUGCUUCAGGUUAUGUGACUCCAUCUUCAGGAUCAUCUACAUCCAGCCUGCCUUCUCCUAUGUCUCCAACUGCUUCUCAGAAACAGUUUGGGAGAGUGCCUGUUCCCCCUUUCUCUCAGCAGUUUGCUCCAGAAGGGGAGUACGCCUGGUCUCCUUCUUCUCCAUCCCCUCCUCCCCCGCCUCCACCUGUCUUUAGUCCAACCUCAACAUAUCCGGUGUGUGAUUCCUUUCCACUUCCACCUCCCCCACCUCCUCCUCUCCCUUCGCUUUCUUCACCUUCCCACAGCCUGUCUCCAACUCCCAGAUUUCCUAAUUCCGGCCAGUCUCCAGCAGCUUUUCUCAGCUCCAUGCUGCCAUCCCAGCCGCCACCCAUUUCUGUCAACGCAUUAGGCCUCCCGAAAGGAGUGACACCUCCAGGAUUUCCCAAGAAAACAGGCAGAACUGCUAGGAUAGCAUCAGAUGAAGAGAUUCAAGGGUCAAAAGAUGCUGUAAUUCAGGAUCUGGAAAGAAAACUUCGCUUCAAGGAAGACCUUUUGAACAACGGGCAACCGAGAUUAACAUACGAGGAGAAAAUGGCUCGUCGAUUGCUGGGAGCAGACAGUGCUGCAACUGUCUUCAAUAUACAGGAACCAGAAGAAGAGCCUGCUAUACAGGAGUAUAAAGUCUCCAGCUUUGAGCAACGAUUGAUCACUGAAAUUGAAUACAGGCUGGAGAGAUCUCCUGUGGAAGAAUCAGAUGACGAGGUGCAACAUGGAGAUGAACCUAUUGAUAACAGUAUGUCACCAUAUUUUGAGAUAAAGCUGAAGCAUUACAAAAUCUUUGAGGGAAUGCCAGUCACAUUUACAUGCAAAGUGGCAGGAAAUCCAAAGCCAAAGAUUUAUUGGUUUAAAGAUGGGAAGCAAAUUUCUAAACGAAGUGAUCACUACCGAAUUCAAAGAGAACCUGAUGGAACUUGCUCCCUGCAUACUGCAGCCUCCACCCUGGAUGAUGAUGGGAAUUACACUAUUAUGGCUGCUAACCCACAGGGCAGAGUGAGUUGCACGGGCAGGCUGAUGGUUCAGGCUGUAAAUCAAAGAGGCCGCAGUCCUUGGUCACCUUCUGGUCAGCCGCAUAUGAGAAGACCACGAUCUCGAUCAAGGGACAGUGGUGAUGAAAAUGAACCAAUUCAGGAACGAUUCUUCCGGCCUCAUUUUCUGCAGGCUCCUGGUGACCUGACUGUUCAAGAAGGAAAACUGUGCAGAAUGGACUGCAAGGUCAGUGGGUUACCGACUCCAGAUUUAAGCUGGCAACUUAACGGAAGACCAAUUCGCCCUGACAGCUCUCACAAAAUGCUGGUGCGUGAGAACGGUGUGCACUCCCUGAUCAUAGAACCAGUCACAGCCAGAGACGCUGGAAUCUACACGUGCGUUGCCAGCAAUCGAGCUGGUGAAAAUACAUUCAGCCUGGAGCUCGUUGUUGCAGCCAAGGAAGUACACAAAGCACCUGUGUUUAUAGAGAAGCUACAAAACACCGGUGUGACUGAGGGAUUCCCAGUGCGACUGGAGUGUCGAAUCUCAGGGGAGCCAUCUCCGCAGAUCUUUUGGAAGAAAGAGAACGAGUCGCUCACGUACAACACCGACCGAGUGAGCAUGCACCAGGAUAACUACGGCUACAUUUGCCUGCUUAUUCAGGGAGCUACAAAGGAGGACGCUGGUUGGUACACCGUGUCAGCGAAGAAUGAGGCUGGGAUUGUGUCUUGCACUGCCAGGUUGGAUGUUUAUACUCAGUGGCAACAACCACCUCAGACAACCAAGCCAAAGAAGGUGCGGCCCUCCACCAGCCGAUACGCUGCACUGUGUGACCAAGGACUAGACAUCAGAGCGGCUUUCCAGCCUGAAGCAAACCCAGUCCACCUGACGAUGCAGUCUGGCUUGGUAGAGAGCGACGAUCUGUAGAUCCAGCUGCCGCUUCCAUCGUUUUCUUUCGAAGCAGAAACACUGAAAGCCAUUGCCUUGACCAAUGAUACUCCUAUGUCACUUUAUGCAAAGGCAGACACCUUCAAGUACAAAAGAUAAACAACAAACACAAUAACCGUAUAUUCCUUAAUCAUUAUACCAAAUUAGAAGAAUAGAUAGAUUAUUAAUAGAAACGUACACAUUGCACAACAAAUCACAGUCACCAGUUCCUUAUACCUAAGUUGCUUCAGCUCUUACGAACAACCCUUUUCAUAAAGCCCAAAAUAGACCUGAGAGACAGAUUUUUCAGAGGAGAACACUACUUGUCACUCCACGCCUGCAUACGCGGGAAGUAGAUGCUGCAAGAUGUUUUACCUGAGGCCGUUAGACUCUGUGGUUAUCCGCGGUCCUAAAACGGCAAUGCAUUCUGACAGCGACAGUGAACAAGUGCAAUACCGUAAGCAUCAAACAGGAAGGGACGGGGAAGAGAAACGUAAGCAAAGGCUGUAUCUCUGCACACUGCCUUCUGUUCUACA
Opisthocomus hoazin is the source of this 4850-nucleotide messenger RNA. It is a transcript of the gene PALLD, whose product is annotated as palladin, cytoskeletal associated protein. The record is from RefSeq and is a predicted model, not a curated record. Lineage: Eukaryota; Metazoa; Chordata; Aves; Opisthocomiformes; Opisthocomidae. Gene Ontology annotation, molecular function: protein kinase activity.